Molecule: messenger RNA, 1498 nt
Organism: Esox lucius (northern pike)
Lineage: Eukaryota; Metazoa; Chordata; Actinopteri; Esociformes; Esocidae
Gene: pla2g12a
Product: phospholipase A2, group XIIA
Exons: 4
Coding region: 157-795 (212 amino acids)
Biological process (GO): arachidonate secretion; phospholipid metabolic process; lipid catabolic process
Cellular component (GO): extracellular region
Molecular function (GO): calcium ion binding; A2-type glycerophospholipase activity
Source: RefSeq, a predicted model, not a curated record
CUCCCAACACGGAAAAGGAAUUGCGGUGUUUUUUGUCAAUAUUGUGGGCAUCGAACUGCAGCUAUUUGUGAUGAUCCAAACGUAUUUUCUAUAUGUCUGUGCGAAAAAUAUUUUCUACCGACGUUUUAUUGCAAUAAUUAACCAUCUUGGAUUCGUAUGCUGACCAGUUUGAAACUUUCUAACUCUUGCAUCAGGUGUAUUGUCAUCAUGCAAUCCAAAUACUCAAUCUCGGUAUUCCAGGGUAUACUUUAUUCCUUUGGAUUUCUGACCUGCGUAUCAGCAUGUAGUAAAGAAAGUGAACCUGAAACACCAGACUGGCGAAUGACCUUAAAAACUAUUCGCAACGGGAUUCAUAACAUUGACAAAUACCUCAACGUUGCUCUGGAUUUGUUCGGAGGACAGGAUGGAAUGUGUCACUAUAAAUGCAUUGAUGGUUACAAACCAGAGCCCCGGCCAGGCUACAAACCACCCCCACCCAACGGCUGUGGCUCACCCCUGUUUGGAUUCCAGUUUGACAUGGGAAUCCCGUCCAUGACCAAGUGCUGUAACCAACAUGACCGUUGCUACGACACCUGUAACCGCGAUAAACACGACUGUGACGACGAGUUCCAGGAAUGCCUGGAGACCAUCUGCAGGAAAAUACAGAAGACCUUGGGACUGGCCCAAAGUGUCCUAGCUUGUGAAAAUACGGUGACACUGCUCUUUGAGGCUGUAAUGCAUUUGGGCUGCAAGCCCUACAUGGACAGCCAGAGAGACUCCUGCAUCUGCAAAUAUGAGGUCAAGACGGAUCUCUGAGCUGACACAGAGGGGAUUCUGGGAUUUGGGGGCGGCAGAUAGCCUAGCAGUUCGGGUGUUGGGUUAGUUACCCAGAGGUUGCUAGUUCAAAUGUCCGGCCCCCGAAAAGUAGACAAAUCCAUUAAUCCGCUGUUGAGCAAGGCACUUCGCCAAAAUUUCUACAGGUUUGCCGCUAAUAAUGGGUUGGUUGAUCCUCUGGCCGUGACCCCGCUCUAUGAAGGUGUGUCAGGACGAGCUGGGAUAUGCAAAAUAACAUCAUAUAUGUGUGAUACACCAAUGAACAGGUGUGAAAUAGAGCAAAUGUAAUACUUCUCAGGGUUAAAGCUACUAAAGUUGCGAUGAAUGAAUGUAUGGUUAUCUUUUUUUUUUUCUUCAAAGUAACUUUGUUGUAAUUUUGCAAAACUGUUUCUAUGCAAAAAAAAAUUGUUGGUUACUGAUGUGUAAUUUGUUUAUAAAAAACUAUUUUAUUUAGCACAACAAAAUUCAUAAAAUCUAAUAAGACACUGAAGGAGAAAUGCAUCAUUAUAAGCAAAUAAUGCUACAUUGUAAUGUGCAAGUGUAAGGUGCUACAUUAUGUAGUUCGUCUUAAGUGUUUGUUUGAAUACAUUGUAAUUAUUCAAGAGCAAUUGACAUGUUCUGUUUCUAAAGUGUGCCUUUAUGUGUAUAAUAAGUUAUUAUUAAAAUAUCUAGAAGUUGAACUCCA